Messenger RNA from Hydra vulgaris (swiftwater hydra), 2324 nucleotides. RefSeq lists its product as uncharacterized. Lineage: Eukaryota; Metazoa; Cnidaria; Hydrozoa; Anthoathecata; Hydridae. The record is from RefSeq and is a predicted model, not a curated record.
UUAUGCCCAGGUUACAAGAAAAACUUAUAUCUCUGUAAGGCUGGUAAAACUAUUGCAGACACAGUUACUUUAAAAUGGAAAAAUUCUGAUUUGUCUAGCAAACCUCUAGAGAUUGCUCAAUAUUAUGCAAUAUAUGCAUAAUAUUGAGCAAUCAAGUCAAGGAAGAAAUAGAUUAUUAAAUAAAAGUAUGAAAAAGGGAACUAGCUCAACACUGAAACUUUGCCAAAUAUGUUUCUGUGAAAUUGCUAAAGGUAAACCCCAAAAAUGUUCCCCUUUAAAGAGUAGCACAAAUCUUUCUGAGAGUAUUUCUAAAAUUUCUAAAAAAGUAAAAGAACAACUUCUUCCCUUCUUAAAGAAAUUUAUUCUGAUCAAGAGCAAAGUCUAGAAGCUCAAGUCAUUCUCAGAACAGGUAAAUAGCUGUUAUGUACGUUCUUAAAAUAAGAAUUUAUAUUACAUUAAGGAGGUAAAAGUAUUCAUAUUACACGCGGUACUCAGGAAAGUGACCAGAGAAGGAUUCCUUAUAAUGAAGUAGAAGUUUUGGUAAAUACCUUAGGACUAAGUCAAUUGAAGUCAAAUGAAAUGUUAAAAAACUUUGAGGAGAAGUGGUGUAAAGUUUGAGUCAAACAUGGAGAAAGCCCUGGAUGAAAAAAAAUUAAACUACUUUCCAACUUUUAUGUCACUGAAUUAUUAGACUUUCAAUAAAAAGAAAAAGAUAAUGACUAUGCUAAAGUGAAGAGACACUUGGUAUAUAUUGAAGAUACUACAAAAUUUCUGGAUUUUGUAAUAAAAUAUCGAGGGCAGGUUCCACAAAACACAUUUGUAAAGGUUGGAAUAGAUUCAGGUAUUUAUAUUUAAUUUAUAUUACUUAUUAUAUUUUAAUAAUCGUCUUUUUGAAAACUUGUUUUUAAAAAUAUUAUUUGUACAUAUUUAUAUACAAAUAUGUAUGUGUGUAAGUAUAUAUAUAUUUAUAGGUGGAGGUUCACUGAAAGUUAUAGUAAACCUGUUUGAUCCAACCAAGGACAGGACAGAAGAUAGUAGCUACUUAGGAUCAUACUCAGGAGCAAAUUUGUCACUUGUUUUAGCUUAUUGUAAAAGGGUAAGUGAGAAUCAUUCUAACAUGACAAUGAUUGUGGAAAGAUUAAAGUUGCAUGAAUGCAAGUACUCAUUGGCUUCUGACAUGAAGUUAAUCAACAUAUUGCUAGGAAUUUCGGCUCAUGGAGAAAAGUAUGCUUGUGCAUGGUGUGAAGGUUCUUCAGAAUUAUUUUCUGGAGAGUUAAGAACAUUUCAAUCUUUGGAUAGUUACUAUGAACUGUAUUCAUCUGCAGGAUCUCCGGUGAAAAGAUUGAAAGAAUAUAAGAAUGUCAUUAAUCCUUGUCUGCUUAUGAUAGAAGACAAAUCCCUAAGUAUAAUAAGAAAGAUUCCAUUACCAGGACUUCACCUUCUGAUGGAAUUUGUUAACCAUGUGGCAGAAUUUAUAAUGCAACUUUGGCCUGGAUUUAUAGAUUGGGUCAAGAGCAUUGGAUGCCUUCGAAAAGGUUACCAUGGAGGAACAUUUGAAGGAAACACGUGUAGAGAGAUACUUAAAAGUUGCGACAAACUUAAGUUGAUAAUGCCUGUUGAACUGUAUCCUCUCUUAGAAACAAUGAGAAAAUUUAAUAAGGUUGUUCAUAGUGUCUUUGGCUAUAAACUUGACCCAAACUAUUCAAUUUUAAUUGAAAGUUUUAUACAAAGCUUUAAGGAUGCGCAAGACUAUUGCAGAGAGUUUUUAGGUAAACAGCUUAAGCUUACUUGGAAAGUACAUGCUGUAACAGCACAUCUGGAAAUAUUUGUUGAUUUGAGUGGCCUUUUCCUUGGGUAGUUUAAUGAGCAGACAUCUGAAUCUUGCGAUUCCAAGAUGAAAAGUGUAAUAAACAGGUUUGGAGUCUCGCAGUACAGCAACAAACAUAAAGAAAGAAGCAAAAGAAUUGCUGAAGUGUUCAGUUCAAAUAAUUUAUAAGUUAUUGAACAUUAAUUGUACAUCAAAACAUAAACAUUAUUAAAAUCUUAAGUUAAAAAAAUUUGUAAAUUUAUUCAAAAAGACAUUAAAAGUAUAUUAGUAUAAACAGUUUUUGGAAAAUUUUAUUUAGUAUAUAUUACUAUUAUUUAUAUAUAUUAGAUUAUUAGGCAACUAUGCAUACAAUACUAAUAUUUUACUAAACUACUUAUCAAUAUGUUCUACUUUACAAAGCAUACUAUGUUCCUAAUAAAAUUCAAGCAUAUCUAAACCUUUUUCACCAACUUAGAUAUAUCUAAGAGCUAACUAAUGAAGUUGAUGUGUAAAUACA